AUGGAGAGCGAGAUUAAACCAAUGGCGACUGAGGGAGGCGGAUUGACCGCGACACCUGUUGCUGAACGCGGCAGGAAGCGAUCGCCUUCGCCUCUCACUCUGAGCGACGAUGAGGAUUUAUCCGAUCCUACCCAUGGCUACGGCGAAUGGCUGCUUAGCGACAGCGACGAGGAUGAGGAUCAAGAGGACAAAGGGAUAUACCGACCUUUUAUGAUUGAUGAUAUCCCACGGCCCAGUUGUGACCAUAAGCAGCAGACUGAUGUUUUGCAUAAAAAUCCAGAAACUAAGGUUCGAGGGCCUUUACCAAUAAGGCUCUUUCCCGCAUUCAAAUCUGGCAAACAUAUCUUUGGUUCAGAGUAUAAUCUUGCUGAUAAAUCUCAAAUCAGUCUCGAUAGUGUUGGGGAUUGUCCAAAUGAAUGCUGGUGUUAUCCAAUGGGUGUGCUUCAAUUUGUUGAUAUCAAGAUUGCUGGGUAUCGACAUACACAUCCUGGACAGGUCAAGAUAUAUGGUUUCAUUGCAGCACGGGAACCAGAAAACCCCUUGCGCAACUAUGUCUACUGUCGUGAGAUAGAAAAUUGUGAAAGUGUACCUGUGAAGCAAAAAACGGAAUCAGUGGGUGUAUCUAUUAGAACUGGCAGUUGCAAAUGUAGGCAACGUCUAUACAUUUGUUAUACUUAUCUGUCAUCUGAAUUCAAUGUUGGUGUUGCAAGGUUGUCACCAACCGGACCUGCUCGAGUCAUUUCAAUGAUCACUCGCUCAUUCAUCGAGUUUGAGAUCCAUGCCCGAAACAAAGAUGAGACCAAUGUUGAUGACGACUUGAUCAUUGAAGGAUGCACCGAGAUCGAUAACUUUUUCGAGUCGAAAUCGUUCAUUGAUUACCGGCGCUUUUAUGGUGAAAGGUGUGCUCUGGACAUUAAGUAUAUAGUGAUGAUCAACGCGGUGGAGGCACUGGUUGAAGUCACAGCCCUCCGCCUCGACACUAUUCCCGGUGGUGUCAACAUGAAACUAUAUGCCAAGACUAGUGGCUUCAAUGACGUAAUCCCACUAUUCCAAGGCAUCGCUCCAGAGCCAGGAGGUGGCAUGAUGAGAUUCGCUGUAGGGGUGGAGAGGCACAACCGCCUUGAUCUGUGCGUCGGGGGUCUCGGAGCGAUGAUGCUACCCUAUGCGGACCCUGUGCUGGCAAUGCGGUUUCUUCUCUAG
Messenger RNA from Miscanthus lutarioriparius, 1200 nucleotides. Lineage: Eukaryota; Viridiplantae; Streptophyta; Magnoliopsida; Poales; Poaceae. The record is from the annotation of a GenBank genome assembly.